Molecule: messenger RNA, 14403 nt
Organism: Plasmodium inui San Antonio 1
Lineage: Eukaryota; Apicomplexa; Aconoidasida; Haemosporida; Plasmodiidae
Exons: 3
Coding region: 1-14403 (4800 amino acids)
Molecular function (GO): zinc ion binding
Source: RefSeq, a predicted model, not a curated record
AUGCUGGAGGCGCCGGCCGUCGGAGAGAAGCCGGGGGAGGCACAGCCCGGCGGAGAGAAGAAGGAGGAGGUGCAGUCGAUCUCGAAAUACCUGCGAAGCCUUUACGGAAAUGGCGUGGCGAACAAGAAGGAAGUGAUGAAGCACCUGAGGAGGCGCCUGUACAAUGAUCCCAAGGUGGAACAUAUAUACAAAAAAUUAAAAGAGAUUCAUGGGAACAGCGGUAUCUGCACGGAACAAUGGAAGGAGGGCAGUUUCGCAUUUAAGUGUUAUAACUGUGAGGGAGAUCCUACCUGUGCCAUCUGCGCAAAGUGCUUCUUCGGGUCCAAUCACAAGAAUCACGUAUACAGAUUGACGCACACAAGUGGAGGAUGUUGUGAUUGUGGGGAUACUUCCUGGAAUAUAAAGGGAGCUUGUUUUGAUCACCGAGGGAUGGAUCAACAAUACUUAGUAGAUAAAUGCAUCCUAAAAGGAGAGAUAAAAAAUAGGAUUAAUGACGAUUUGGACAGUCUAAUCGGGUCACUAUUUAAAGAAAUCAUUCUGAAAGAUGGAUACUUCCUCUCUUUAUCGAAUGCCCAAUAUAUAGAAUACGCACUGGACUUUUUUAAAGACCUAGGUAUCACGAGUUACCUCUUCCGACAAAUCAUCUGCAAUGUGUUGUCAGCAGCCAAGGUAGAUUAUUUGAUUAACCUCCAUUAUUGCUUCUACACCGCAGUGCAGAGAGUUCUAUACUCACUUUACCUGUCCCUUUUUGUGCAUCCCUACUUCAAGCAGAGGUUUGCCUUCAAAUUGUGCAGAUAUUACAGUCUUGUCGUUCGGGUUUUAGAUACCACAUCGUAUAACGACAAUAACUUCCUUAACGGACUGACAGUACAAGUCUUGACUGUCCCAGAGAUUGCUUACACUUUAGUUGUAAACAACUUUUUGAAUGACCUCAUAGAACUCAUUGAAGAAUUUUGUGUGUAUAGUCCUACUAGCAAGUGCAUUAUGUUUAAGAAUCUACUACGCUCCGAUAUAGAGGUGAUUAUCCGAAUCUGUGUCGACAUGAAAUAUCUCCUUUAUCACAAUGAUGUCAUUAAGAUUGUUCUCUUCAAUAAAUAUAUCAUUAGGAAGAUCCUCCACCUCCUAUCCUUACUACAUCAGAUGAAUGCUCAAAUGAGACACAUCAAGUCACAUAUCAUUUAUGAAGAUCUUUCCAGCUCCUAUGCCAUCACCGUUGAGAACUACCUCCUUCGUGUGUUUGAGCCUUUAGCUAAUUUUUGCAAAAGAGAAGCCAAUGCCAAUUUUAGAAAUCUCUUCUUGUUGUAUCAGCUUACCAUAGAGAGUAUUUGCUCUCUAAAUCUGUUCCCCUUCUCGGGAGACUCUUCUGCGAGUAACGCGGGUGGGGUGCGCCCCAAGCGGAGAAUCAAACGGGAUCGCUCCUUCUUCCGGGUUAAGAAGUGCGUCCUGUCCGCUUCCCAACGGGCUGACCCCCAGAGCGACACGCGGGAUGAGGGGCACGUCGGUGGCGUUGAAGUUAGCGGUGCGAUUGGUGACGUUGCUAACAGCGUGCAUGGCGGUGCAAACGACGCAACGAACUCCACCGCGAACACCACCGCGAACUCCACCGCGAACUCCACCGCGAAUUCCACCGCGAAAUCCACCGCGAACUCCACCGCGAAAUCCACCGCGAAACCCAGCACGAAACCCAGCACGAAACCCAGCACGAAACCCAGCACGAAACCCAGCACGAAACCCAGCACGAAACCCAGCACGAAACCCAGCACGAAACCCACCGCUAACCCCAAGCAGCAACAACCGCGCAGACGACCCAAGCACCUACGCUCCCUACACUCGCCGCUCGUCCGCUUCUUCGUCAUGAUUCUUAACUUCGAUGUGGUGAAGAAGUGCCUCGACGAUGUGUACUGGUACAAGUACAUUUACCUGAGGAGGUCGCAAAGGAAGCGAGACAAACUGGACACCUCGUCGGGGGAUGCGCCAGAAAGUGCGGCCCAGCGCCCCCUCAUCGUACGCGCCUUCCUCAACGAUUUCUACUCCGUGGAGAGAACGCCCCCAGAAACGCUGCGCAAAAGGAAAGACAUCCAACAAAGGUACGAGGACGACGGGAAUAAGAUAAAGAUGAAGCUCUUUCAUCGGAAGCCCUUUCUAAACGAUCUCGAGGAAAUACAAAAUGAAAAGACGAGAACCUAUCUCACAGAGCUGAAAGACCUGGAGGAGAAACACUUUAAGUGGGUCAUUCAAAGCCUCGAUUCGAAGGAGAAGGAAGAAGACGACAAAAUUAUGUAUAUAAAGAGUAUUCAAGAAAAGAAGGUCAAAGUGAAAUGCAAAAAUGAUCUCAUCGAAAAAAAAAUAAAAAAAAAAGAGAUAGAAUUUAAUGAGUUCCUAGAAAUAGACUUUCGCCAAAACAGGAGAGACAUCUACCUGAACCGAUUAUACAUCGACUUGUACAUGCGGGACGUCUUCGAUUUUCUCAAUCUCUUCAAUUUGAAGCUCCUAAAGUUUAUCCUCUUUAUCAAUGUGCACGUCUUAACCUUCGUUUAUGAGAUAAAAUACGGGUACUGGGUUCGCAACGGACCACAGAUGACCUUCCAGGUGAGCGAAUAUGAAAGCUCUUUCUUCUUCCAGAGUGACUUGAUAGGAAUCCAGUUCGCUAUGAUCAUGAUGAAUGUCCUUCCCAUAUAUGAGAAUCAGACAGUUAGCAUUGACCAGGGGACACUAAGGAUGAUGAGGAAAAUGUUUUGUAAGUACAUUGGCUGUAGGGGGACUUCCAACGAUACAAGUGUUCCCACCGACUCGGUGCAUGGCUUCAUCGCCUCGGGAAGCGACAGCAACCACAGCAGCCCGGACGGGGGAGAGCUCAAAGAGGAGAAGUUUCCCACGCAGGGAGAGCCCCUCCUGUGCGGUCAUAUAGAGAAAGCAAUAGAGGGGGGGGCACAUGUGAAAGCUGGGGUAAGCCACCAUAUUUCGGACCAUGAUGAGGGUCUCCUCGCGGAGGAACAGAACCUGAUAUAUGACAAGAAGGAGAUUCAGAGGGGAGAAAGGGAAGGAGUCAGCACAGUGUGCGCAGGGGAGCCGUCUGCGCACCACCCUUCUGCAGGGGACCCUUGUCGAGACGCCCCUUCCGGAGACGCCCCAGGGGAGUGCACAUACCGGAGGCAGAGCGAUCUAACCAAGGUCAUCAGCGAAAAGCACCAAAUCGACUUCGACUCCGUGUACAGCUUCUUCUCAAGCUACGCGCUUCGACACGCAGGGAAGGAACCCCCCGUAGUGGAGGACGCCAAGGAGAAGAAACCCUCUACUAGUGCCCCGCACAAGCAGAAGUGGAACGACUAUGUGAGGCUCUUCAUAGAGGAAAAAAUAACGAACCCAUUUGUGAUCCUCUACCAGUUGAUUUUUAAAAAAUUCCGAUUUAACCUGAAGGUGAGAAAUGAGCAGGAUAUCUACAUGGAGCUUCAAAUCCAUCACUUCAAACUAGUGCACCGUCUUUUUGAAGACAUCUACACAGGGAAGCAAAACAUAGAUUCUAGAAAAAUCGAUGACGUGUUUUAUUUUCAAUUGUUUUACGAUCUCCUAGUGAGGAUAUUCAACGAACUGUAUUACUUCGAAUUUAGUAACAUCCCAAGGAAGACUUCCCACGAGAAAUAUAAGACGAGAGGAAAAUACUUUGUUAAGAAGAUACUAAUACAACUUUUGGCCUCUAAAGAUUUCCAGUACUUCCAGCUGGAGGAUGAGUUUCCUAAACAAUUCAGACAUCAUCCCAGUUUCUAUGAGCUGACAAACAAGUAUGGCUACACCAUGCACAUGCCUAGGAGUAAUGUCAAUCUCAUCAAAUUGAAUAAGAACGCCUGGUUUCUUUAUGAUGCCUUUUGGCCCAUUGCUAAUCAUAAGGACUUCCAAUCAGCGAAUGAGAAAUGCAUCAAGGAGGAUAAAUCUUCCUACAUCGGUUGCUCUAGAGAAGAGGACAGGGAAUACAUGAAUGCCUCCUUCGUUAAGGUGCAGAACCUGCUGUUUUACGCCUUCAAGCGGAGCUGCCUCGUCCCCAUGCUGAUUGCCAUCUUUGUGGUUAAUGAGGAUUUACAGCGCAGGGCGGAGGAAGGCGGCGAUCAAGGGGAUGGCGGCCAACGCGACGAACGCGGCCAAGGCGGUCAACCCGGCCAAGGCGGCACAAAUAGUGCUGCCUGUGAUGAUCCCGCUGCCAUUCCCCAUAGAACUUCCAAUAACGGUGCCGAUCCCGCAAACGUGGACGCGGAGGCCGACGCACAGGGCAACGGGGAGAACGCCGAGAAUGAGGAUAAUGCCGACAACGCGGAGGAUGAGGACGUCACCCCCGAGGCCUUCGUCCUGAACGACGUCGACCUGUACAAUUUACUCAGCCAAGGAGGUAACGCUACUGGGGAGGAGGAGCAGGAGAGUGGAGAGGGGAUGAACGAAGAAGCACAGGUGGGAGAAUCAGAAGAAGCAUCCCCUGCAGGAGCCCAAAGCGGUCUAACGAACGCCAACACGCAGGAGAGCGAACCCCACACAGGCACCACCAACGACAACGCGAUGGCCAACGCAAGCACCACCACCGCCAGGCGCCGAAACAACAAUACCUACAUUAUUGUAGACGAUAAUGGAGAAAACGAAACUGUCUUCGCAGAAAUAUUAAUCAGUCGGAACCUGCGCAACUCCAUAAACAUGGAGAUCGUGAACGUGACGGAUACUCACGUGGGACAGGGAGAGACAAACAGGAACUACAGACAGCUGAAUGCGGAGGGACUCUCCGAAAUCAUUAGUGACAUUAUCAGCGAAAAUAAUAUCAUCAAUAAUGUCAUCGUAGAGUCCAUUCUCGAGAACAGAACAGGAAUGAGGUAUCUCAACCAAGUGAGGGAGAGAGGAGGCACAGGUAUGGAUGACGGCGUCUCCAUGGAGGACGACACAUCGAGUGACGAAUUAAAUGUGGCUUCCAUCCAAUCGGAGAACCCUUUAGGGAUAAACUUGUCCGGUAGGGGAGGAGGUAGUAGUGGUGGCCAGGGGCUGCCAUCUGGACGUUCCUUUCCUUCCACCCCCAGUAACAGCAGCCUCAAUAACACCAUCGAUAUUUUUAUUAAGAUCAUUAAGUUGCUCAGCAUCAUCAUGGAUGCGUCCCAUCCGUUUAAGUACCUCAACGGGUUCUACUACUCCAACUUUGGGUCGUUGGGCGGCGAGUGGGAUGACCACUGGGAUGGCCACUCGGAAGGCCACUCAGAUGAGCACUCGGAUGGUCAGUUUGAUGCCUAUCCGGACAACUUCUGCCUGGAGGACGCCCAUCUGGACAGCUUCCGCGUGGAGGCCCAUUCCAGCCCGAGGGGGGACUGUCACGCCGAGGCGGGCACAGCAGACGAGUGUGAAAAGCGACUCGAGGGGGGAGGCGGCGAGGAAAGAAGCGGCGAAAGAAGCGUCGAAAGCGGCCCUGUGAAGGAAAGCCUUACCCCUGAAGAGGAGCCCCAGGCGAGGAACCACCCUCCUUGUGAUAGGGUCAACAAGGGAUCCAACCCAGGUGAGCAGAACUCCACUGUAGUAGAAGCGACAGAGGAGAAGGAAACAAGAGGUGCACCAUCUUGCGAAAUGGCCAAGAAAAUACUCUCCAAAGGAGCCAGUCCUCCCAACGAGCAAACACUUAUCUUUGAUGAAAUACAUGUGCUGAAGAGGAGGCAGAAGGAAAAGAAGCAAACGGAGCAGAUGGAGCAGACGGGGCAGACAAAGCAAACGAAGCAAACGUACGCACUGAACAAAGUAGCCGUGCAUAACCUGAUGAGGAGCUUGAGCAACAUCAACUCGAACGAAGACAAGUGUUUCCAGAAAGUGAGGAACACCAUAAUUGAGCGGAUGAAGGAGCUGCUCUCUGAGAGCUAUGACUGUAAAAAUGUCAGCAACAACAAUCAAUUUAUUGAAGUCGCGAAGAAGAGGCAGCAGGAUCUUCUCAAAAUGAUGAAAGAUCAGCAACUCAAAUUUAGCCAAUUUUUGGAGGAAGAGCUGGACUCGGACGAGGACAUCUUCGGCGAGGCGACAGGCGAGGCGGCAGACGGAGGGGCAGGCCAAGGGGAAGGCGAACCUAGUGCAGACCCCGCCGCGGAUCCCGCCGCUGCACUGGAGGGAAGAGGCACCAGGAGAGACAAACCGGAAGACACCGACCAUGCGGAAGAUGUGGCCAACUGCGAAUAUGAAAGGUCCAAGGAGAAAAAUUGCAUCUGUGUACUCUGCAAAGAGGGCAUGACUAGGAACAACCUGCUGGCCUACAUCUGCUUCGCGUCCCAUUCGAAUCUGUUGAAGAAAAUUAUAAAAAAAAACAAAGUUGCCUUCCCGUGUAAACAUCCAGCCAUAUACACCUGUGGCCACUUCAUUCAUAUGACGUGUCUCCACAACACAAAAGUGUUUUUGACAAGAAACUCCCAAUCGCAAUCGUCGACUCCGACUAAGUAUGAGUUUACCUGUCCUCUGUGUCGGUCCAUCGCCAACUGCUUCGUCGUUUAUAUUCCCAAGCGGUAUGUUUCUGAAGGGGACAGUUACAGGAUUUAUGACUGUAGCGAGCGUGAGUUGCUUCUGGACCCUUCGAAUAGGAACUUGGCUGACCUUCUCAGGAGGACCAGCAGGCUGGAGGAGCUGCGUGGGGAGCGCCGUGACGAUCUGAAUGACGAGCAGCACACAGCGAUACUGAGGGAUACGGACCAGACGGGAACUUCAAGCCGAGUGGAAACCUCAAACGGAGGGGAAAACUCCCACGGAGCCCUGGUCAGUAGCACGGACGAGCACGAAAUGGAUUACAACUCAGAGAUCGCCUCCGAUCGAUCCUUCUCCUCAUCGACGUCGUCCAAUGGAGCCCUCGACAGUGACAUCCCGGAAGAGUUCCAUUUCAAGUAUAUUCGGAAAGGAAAGAAGAAUGGCUCCAAGGAUAAGGCGAAAUUUUUUACAGACGAGAAGAAAGAGUUUGUCCCGAACACCUCCAGCCAAAAUGUCACAUACAACCUGUACGAUGAGAACAAAAUCGGUGAUAUGUUUAAUGUUCGUUUUAGAAAGUUGCUCAGUGGACGGGUUCUAAAUGGGUUCUUGUCAUACGAAAAUUACGAGCUGAACAAGAAAAUCAUUCUGAGGGAGAUUUACCUCAAUGAGGGUGGCAUGUACGACGAGCUCUACCACAAGGGGGACGAUUCACACCUCUCCUCAUCGGGGGGAAGCAGCGCACAGGUGGCCACUACACAGGAGGAGGGUACACCACUCAGCAGAAGUGGCACCGAGCUACACCUCCACAAGAACACACUCAACUAUGGAAACGAAGAGUUCACUUUCUCAUACAAAAAUUCAAACUUCUUCUACACUUACCGAAAUGGCUUUCUGGCCUACUAUGUGAGUGUUCCCCUGAAGUAUAUAAGGCAGGUGGAGUUUUUCAUGGUCAGGGAUAAUCACUUGGCCCAAUCGUCUCCAUCCGAGUGCAAACAAUUUUAUUUCACCGCGCGGAUUGAGAAGACGGAGGAAGGGAAGAAGGCAGUGGAAGAUGAAAAUAACGAACUGCUGGAUCUUAAAGAGGAAGGUGGGACAAAGGAAAACGUGGAGGUGAUCUUAAAAUACCACAUGGAUAAGACUCUCCUAGAGUUUAUAAAAAAUAAUUUGAAGAAUGAAGGGUCCAAUAUUGAAGAAGCCAUUCAGAAGUACGAACUGCCGUUCAGUAAUCAUAGCAGCUCAUCGAAUGGGCCGUUAAUUCAACCAAAGGAGGAGAUGCCAGGUGAUUGCAAUCAUUACAGUGAUUACAGUGACCAUCAGAUGGAGAAGAGGCCAAAGAUUGACUCGGAAAGCAGUACAAAAUGGGAUGGUAAGUCGAUGCAUGGUGCAUUACCAGAAUAUGUCCCUUGCGUCGGUGCACGGAGUAGCGAGGUCAACAUGGGUGCUACCAAGCAAGAGGAUAAGAAGGGCGACGGAAAUGGGGCACUGCACACGGGCCAGAUCCCCUCCAGUGACGCGAAUGUUUCUUCAAAUCUGGAUGAGGACAUCUCCAGAAGUGUUGAUCUCCCACUUGGCAAGGCACCCGAACCAGCGCUGGAAUCAAAGAGUGAUGGAAUUGGCGCCUCUCUUGGGAAAGAAAGGACGAAGGACAGGUGCCUGAAGAGAAGAAGUGAGAGAAGCACGAGCAGAAGGAUGCUCUCCGGAGAGACAGAAGAGGACACGAACGGCAACAUCAGCAGCAACGGAAACCGCAGCAACCAAAACAGUAACGUGGGUAGAGCGAGACAACGAAAUGGGGACGACACGGAAGAGGGUGAAAAGGACAACGGCCACGCGCCAAAUGCACCAAAAUUCCAGUAUCGGUGCACAGAAAAGUAUUUUAAAAGGCAUAACACGUAUAGGAGACACCUAAAUGUUGGGAGAAGCUGGGAUGGAAUCAUAAGUACCAACAAGAGAUACUACGCGCUGUACAAAGAUACCCUACACAAACAGAAGCUGGAACCAAUGUUUGACAUGAAAGCGCUGAGGAUGUCCAUGAUUCAGUUGGGACUCAUGACGGAAACGUCCUGGAGAAUCUUCCACCACAACAAUAGUACGUUCUCCACGCUACAGACUCAUUCAAGGCAUUAUAAGAAGCUAAUCGAUUUUGAGUAUAACCACAAGAACCAGGACCACUAUGAAGACAUCGACAUUGAAGAAGUGGGAGUGAAGGAUCUUAUGAGCAUGUACGAGACGGUGGAGCUUUACCCGGAUUUCCUCCAAGACUGGAAGUGUGUCGAGUUUGUAAACAGAGAGGAGAUUCGCCGCCUUAGAAGGGAGGAUUUAUUUUUCAUCAACCGAGGGUACUAUGCGAGGUGCAAGCGGGAGCGACGAAGAGGAGGCGGAGCAGUCGAUUUAGCAGGUGUCUCCCUCGGAGCAGAGGCGUCAGCGGGUGUCUCGUCAAAUGUAUUGGCCACCGCGAUACUAAACGUGGUGUCCAACGUAGUAGGGAACGCUUCACCUAUGGGAGAGUCGAGCGAUCUCGGCGCGAACACCCUCGUAAGACAAACUGAAUGGAAGAAGAAGAAAAAAAAAGAAAAAAAAAAAAGAAAAUGCGAUAUUUUGAAUAUCAAAUUCUGGAGAAACAUCAACACUGCUAUAGACAUGGACAAGCUGCACUGGAUACUCUACAACGAAAUAUUGGUUCACUUGUUUUACAAGAAUAUUAAUUACGUCUCGUGUAACAACCUUAUCGAAACACUGGUGCGUAACUUGUUCCUUCACAAGCACCAGUUAAACAUCGUAAAGGAAAGAAAAAUCGCCAACCUGUUAAACCUACAGCUGUGGAAAAAUCUCUACAACGUCUCAUUCGAUUAUGUGUACCCCUAUCGAUUCACCGAUCAUAAUUACAAACGUUUUUUCAACAAGAUAAAAAAUGCACACGUGCUAAAUAAGCUAGCCAUGGUUCCACUUUCCGUGGACGUUUUGAGACUCUUCAUGCAUUUCUUCCUGAACCAGCUGCUCCACACCCAAGCCCACAUCCAGCACUUUAUCUCCAUUUCGCUCAUCAUUAUCAGCUUCCAAGUUAUGAAUGAAGUGUUCAUAAGAGAAAUCUCCAAGUCCUACGUCCGAUACAUUUUUUCAUCAUUUUCACCUGAACAAGUCAGGCAAAACUUUGAAAAUAUAGCCAAGUAUGUUUGUGUCAAUUUGGAGGAAGGAACUUAUCCCAUGAAGGGAAAAAGCAGCACAUGUCGAGAUAAAGGAGAUUCCAUCUCGGAUUACCAAAAUUGUGUUAACCCACCACCCUCCAUCAAACGAAACGAUGACGAGAAUGACCACACAGAAAAGUUUGAUGACGAAGGGAAGAUACAGUACCAGAUGUUUCAUACAUUCAUAUUUGACUGCUUCGUCGAUAAGAACGUUGCGAGUGAAAAUGGCCAGGGGAAUCCUCCUCAGAAGGGGGACCCACCAAAUGAGCCACCAAAUCAGCUGCCAAGUGAGCUACCAAAUCAGCUGCCAAGUGAUCUACCACGUGAUCUACCAAAUGAUCUACCACGUGAUCAACCAAGUGAUCUACCACGUGAUCAACCAAGUGACCUACCAAAUGACCACCCAAACGUAAAACACCCCUCUGGUAGCGCCGCUAGCAGGGGACAAGAGCCACCACGUCAGAAAAGGGACAAAUCGAUGGACAGCCUAAAUCCCAUGAAGCUCUUCCAAAACGUGAAGAAACUGUCGUAUAAUUUUAACCAAGAAGAGAUAAAACUGCUAAAGGACUGUAUCCAGCAAAGUGAUAUCCUUAUGGAUUGCCAAACAGACAGUGAUCACUUCACACGUGAAAGAAGUUCCAUCCAUAGGAAGGACGAGAAAGUCGAAAAAUCGCCUGAACAGGCAAGGCGAAAAAUAAGACACACAUGGGAGGGGACAACACAAACAGGAGAUAACCAUUCCGGUGAGUUAGAAAAAACUGAGCAGGAUGAAACGAAUAGAAAAAAAAAAAAACUGUUCAUUUUGCAUGAGACGAUGAAGAAGCUAGUGCAGAUUAACGAAUUUAAGAAGAAAACAAAAAAGAUUAUGCUCCUCUUGUGUGAAGUUAACGACGAAUAUAUGAAACAUGUGUACUGUAAUGGGUACAUGCCCAUAAAUAUAUUCUUAAGUACGAACUUUACCAAGUAUGAGCAAUUUUUCAAUAACUACUAUCCAUUUGUAUACAACAGAAGGAGGAACUCCAAGUGGGGAUCCUUCCAUGUGCUAUAUGAGAAUAGCCUUCGUCGUGCCAGGGAGAGCAAGAAGGGGCCCCUCGUGAAGAACAAAACGGUGAUGAAGAGGGACUAUAAUUACUUGGCCAGUGGCAGCAGCGGUGGUGGAAGUGGUCAAAGUGGCCGAAGUGGUGGAGCGAAGGAGGCGGGCAGUGAGACCCCCCAUGGUGGAGCAGCACCCAGUGGAGGAGCAACCCAUUUGGUAGGAGCGAACGGACAGGCGGACGUAGACACGGUGGAGAACGAGGCGGGGCAAUACUCAUAUAAGAGCCACCCAGGCUGCGCGAGCACCUACAAGAGAGACAUCUUCGAAGAACAGGAGGUGCUUCCCAAAUCGGUAGGAAGUGGGACUGGCAAUGCAGUACAGCAAGGCGUAGCAGACCAGAGCGUAGCAGAUGACAGCGCAUUGAUGAGUAGCUCCCGAGAAGGCCUCUUAACCACGGCCAAGUUACACACCACCCGACCCAGCGAGGAUACUGACGAGUCUCAUUUGCCAAACGAGCUGAAUCUCUUUAAGUACAAACUAUACAACAUAUCCAAUGAAGAAAUCAGCAACCUUUACCUGACGAACGACACACAAGAGGGUACCUUCGACCGUACCUUGAACAACCACGAUUUUGAAUUCAGACACGUGAAUUUAGUGAGUCAACUUAGAUGCAAAUUUGAAAGAGUGCCUUACGUGAAUCACUUGUUUUAUAUGUACAAUGUGUAUCAGAACCUGUUCAGUCUGAAGGUAAUUAAGGGCAUCCAUGAUAUGAGGGAGAGAGAGGUAAACAUUUUCUCCGAGCAGUUUCUCCUCGCUCGAGUAGGUGACGACAUUGCAGAUGGGGUUCCAGCCGAAGUGAACUUCUCCGACGCAAGCUUCGACAGCAAUGAGUCCAUCCAUGUUUCAGAUCGGGAGUGCACCAGUCAGAAGUGCAAAGGGGAGAAGUGCAAAGGGGAGAAGUGCAAACGUGAGAAUUGCAUAAAUGAGACGUGCCACAAGUGUGACGAGGAAGCCAGAUACGAUGAAGGUGGAGUGACAGGGGAGGAGGAUGCUAUGACCUCCUCCCUUGGAGUCCUCAACGAUAUCCUUGACGUAGGGGAACUAAUCAAAGAUAUGAAGAAAAGUAAAAAGCGAAGGAGGAAGAUCAAGAACAAUAAGUGCGCAGAUGAUCUGUUUGUCAAAUUCUUUAACAAAUCGUUGAAGCUGAGGAAUGGCCAGAGCAAAGGUCUAGAUCGAAAUGGGAAGAGGGGACCACCAACCCCCGGGGAAAGGAAAUCUUCAGCCGACACCUCCUAUUCUUCUGCCCUGGACAAUCCUCUACAACAUGACACAAAAUCGGCGUCUCAACUGCUAAGUAGCGGACAAAAAGGGGCUCACAAUCCCUCUGUCGACGUGUUCGUGGAUCCCCAUGAUUUGAAACGGGUGGACAUCUCUCAAGGGGUGCAGCAAGGCCGAGGGGGUACUAUCAAUCAAAACGGAGAAAACGUGCCAAGUGACCGCAGCGGUGAGUAUGGAAGCUGUCAAGAGGACUACUCCCUUGGUGGGGAUCGUUCAAACGGGGGAAGCAACAGCGGCAGGCCCCCUUCCUGCGAACCGUCCGCAUGCGCUGCUCACUCCAACGCUUCUAACAUGUCCAGCGCAUCCAACAGCUCCAACGCUUCUAACCCCUCCGACGCUUCUAACACGUCCAGCGCUUCUAACCCCUCCGACUCUUCCUUCGACAGUCAGGGCAGCCUCGACUUCCGAAGCAUGCACGAUGAAAACCAUUCCAGCAGUGACCUCGACAACACACUCUUCAGACGAAGGAUACACGAGAGGAACAACCCCCCAGAUUCAUUCGUUGAUUUUAUGACAAGAAAAAAGUAUGCCAAUAUAAACAAUAAGUUAAAAAACUCCAAAAUGGAUUUCAACAAAUAUAAGCACGUGAACAAAAUACAGAGGUAUCAUAUGUUGCUCAAAGCUAAUGGUCUGAAUAAGACGUUCUUCUACAACAUUAGGAAGAUAUACAGCUAUGUGUAUAAUCUGUAUGACUUUCUGCCGCUUUACUUGGUGCAGAAUGUUCUUCUGCAUUUCUACGGGGGUCAGAAGGAGGCCAAGAAGUACUACUAUGCUGAUGAUCUCUGUGGUGGUGUCUUACCCCCCCCGGAGGAUGGAGAGUACCAGUUUAGUAAAUAUUCCCAGUCUUUCUUUAGGACAAAGAAGUGGAGAAGGAAGUAUGCCAAAUAUAGGGAUCGAAUUAAUGGUUACCUUCCUCACGGCGAAGGCAAAGGCGCAGUGAGAAGUCAUUGCCGCAGUGGACACGAGUCGGGCAAGGGGAAACCCACCCGGGAGGAAGCAGCCAAGGAAGUACGCGGAGAAGACGUUCAGAAAGAUCCAUCUGAGGGGGUCACAAAUUUCAAUUCCACACCAAGGGAAGUAUCCGGAGAAGUGGCCAGAGAAGUUACCGGAGGAGUUACCGGAGGAGUUACCGGAGGAGUUACCGGAGAAGUUACCGGAGAAGUUACCGGAGAAGUUACCGGAGAAGUUACCGGAGACGUGCCCGGUGAGGCCAACCGCAGGGGAAGCGAAAAGGGCUCCAACGGCACCUCGUACGACGUCAACAAGAAGAUAAAGACGCAGCACAGCAGUAGCGGCAAGUCGGACUCCAUGAAUAGUCUGUUCGGCGCGGCGGGCAAGGGGGGGUUAAGCGAUUUGUGGAGCGGCUCCCAAAGCGGCAUGGGAAAUGGCAUGGGAAGUGGGCUGCGAUGCGGUGUGGAAAACUCCUCACCGAGUGAUUUCUUCUCAGGUGCUGCCCCUAAUCCACGGGGAAGCAAGGGGACCGCCCGGCGCUCAUUCCAUCCCACCGACCUGAACGGAGAGCACCUGCUAAGCGUGAAGAAAAUCUUCUAUAUAUUUUACCACUACCUCAAGAAGAACCAUUUCAUCGACGGGAAGAACCCGUGUAGCAAGAUCUACAGGAGGUUCCUAAAGAAUUACAUCAAAUCGGCAAACGUCUAUCUCCACUUCGUAGCGUAUAUGUUAUUUUCCAUCUACGACUGCAAUGCUUUGGCGAAGAAGUAUCUAGACUAUAUCCACCUGCACAGCGACUUAGGGAAAUAUAACAUUUUUCUCCUCAUGCUUAAUGUGAACCCCCAGUUCGAUAAGAUAUACACGUACCCAACCCUACAGCUGAUUUUUCAUCCAUACUUUUAUCAGAUGUAUCAGAUGUAUAAGUAUCUAAAAAUAGAUGCAGAACCCAUUUUGCCUCACCAUUUUUAUGAGAACCUAGACAAGUUCAUUUCUUCGACUUCUCUGUUCCAACCGAGUCGAAAUUACUUCACUCUGAUUAAGAGGUACUUCAAGACAAAGUGUGUUAAUUGUAGCAGACCUCCUAUGAUCAUCCUCAUUUGUCUGUUUUGUGGAUCCACCAUAUGUCUUCAAGAAAGCGACAAUGUGCGUCUGCCCCUUUCCGAGUCUAUUGGGAAGUGCGGCUACCACACCACUAUCUGCGGCGGGGAUCAGGCCCUGUACCUGUGUCUCAACGUCUCAUCGGUCCUCUUCGCCAGCGAGCAUCGAUUCGGCCUCAUCAGCGGACCUUACGUUGACAAAAACGGAGACGUCGACCCGCGACUCAAGCGCGGAAAGAACCUCUACCUCUCUCCUCACAAGAUGAACCGCAUAUACGAGAUCAUAGUGAACUCGGCAGUCGACGUCGAGAUCUACAAACAAACGCAGAAGGCCGAUUGA